Molecule: messenger RNA, 1106 nt
Organism: Phyllotreta striolata
Lineage: Eukaryota; Metazoa; Arthropoda; Insecta; Coleoptera; Chrysomelidae
Source: the annotation of a GenBank genome assembly
UUUGUACUUACACGACGUGGUGUGUGAGGUAAAUUUCAAAUAAAAUUUUUAAGUGCCGAGGUGCAUUAUACAGCAAUUGUCAAUUAAAAAUGUGCGUCGGUAGAAAGGCAAGUGAUUUCGAAAGAACUCAUUCAAAAAACCAAUCGAAAGAAAAAACGGUUAUCAAGCGAAGAAAUGAAAUGAUAGAUAGUCGAAGAAUAACGACAGAGUCUGAGGGUGAAUUUGAAAACGAUAUUCUGGGUGUAUCUACUAAAUUCGCGUACGAUUUGUUUGCUUGUCUUAAACGUCUGCAAUAUCAAUUUUAUGAAUCAAAUGGUUACAAAAUCCUGGUUCAUACAACUCAACCAGCUCACUUUAUAACAGCAAUGUCGGUCAUUUUCAUAGCUUAUUUGACGGUCCCAGGAAACAAACAGUAUCAAGCGUCUCCUCUUUGGAGUCUCUUGUAUUUGGGUUCGUUCAGCGCUCAUUUUGGAACCCAAAUUUGGAUGACUUUCGUGUCCGGCCUGGCUCUAUUCUUCUCAUUAUCCAGACAUACCUUCGGCAGCGUUCAAGAAGUAUUGUUUCCAAAAUACUUCCUUCUGAAUGCUUCGCUCAGUUUUGUUACUCUCUUCGUCUUCAUGAAAAUGAACAACUCGGCAUUGAUGGAAUCGACAGAAAACAUCGUUCAGGCUAUCUCAAUAGGAGUGUGCUUUAUGUUAGAGCUCACUGUACGCCUCUAUUUCACACCUCCUCUGCUGUAUUUAAUCGGUGUCAAACAAAAAAUCGAAAAAGAGGCUGGAGUUGGUUUGGAAGUUGGAAAAUACAACCUUGGAUCAUUAAAAGACUGCCCAUAUUAUCUACAAAUUCACAAAUCAUUCAGAAGAAUCCACAUGACCGUCGCUAUCAUGAAUUUGUUGUCAAUGGCUUGCACAUCAUUACAUUUAUAUUAUUUAUCUCAUAAAUUAUGCUCCAUUUAAAGAAAAUAUUAGUUAUAAAAUUUUCAAUACUCGAAUAAAUUAUCGAUAUUUAUUUAUUAAAUGUACAGUAUUACUAGGAUUUUUCUAUUUAAAUUGUAUUUUGUAUGUAAAACAUAUAUGCAAUUAAGUACAGCUUUUCAUAAAAGAAUU